Strigops habroptila (Kakapo) is the source of this 1712-nucleotide messenger RNA. Its product is annotated as protein farnesyltransferase subunit beta-like. NCBI's taxonomy places the organism in Eukaryota, Metazoa, Chordata, Aves, Psittaciformes, Psittacidae. Gene Ontology annotation, biological process: protein farnesylation. The record is from RefSeq and is a predicted model, not a curated record. Gene Ontology annotation, cellular component: protein farnesyltransferase complex. Gene Ontology annotation, molecular function: protein farnesyltransferase activity.
GAGACCUUAGAGCAGCUCCAGUGCCUAAAGGGGCUCCGGGACACCCGGAGAGGGGCUUUGGACACGGGGUGCAGGGGCAGGACGAGCGGAACGGCUUCACCCGGCUCCGGCGCUGCCCGCCCCAACCAUUCCCGCUGGGAAUGCGGUGACGUCACACAGGGCGCGGCGCGCCCCCUGGCGGGCGGCCGGCGGGGCGGGGCGCGGGGCGGGGUCACGUGUCCCCGCCCGCAGCAUGGCGGGAGCGGCCCCGGCCCCGCGCGGGUCCCCCGGCGGGAGGCGGCGGCUGCGGGACGAUGGGGUCCGGACCGCGACCUCCGCGGAGCAGACCAAGGUGGAAGACAUCGUGCAGGAGGUGUUUGAUGCCUACAAGACGAACCAUCACAUCCCACAGUUUAUCCUGCAGCGGGAGAAGCAUUUCCAUUACCUGAAGAGAGGCCUCCGGCAGCUCACUGAAGCUUAUGAGUGUCUGGACGCCAGCCGCCCUUGGCUCUGCUACUGGAUCCUGCACAGCUUGGAGCUGCUGGAUGAGCCCAUUCCGCAGUCGGUUGCCUCUGACGUGUGCCAGUUCCUGAGCCGCUGCCAGAGCCCCCAAGGAGGUUUUGGGGGGGGUCCCGGCCAGCACCCCCACCUUGCCCCCACCUAUGCUGCGGUCAAUGCGCUCUGCAUCAUUGGCACGGAGGAGGCAUUCGGUGUCAUUGACAGGAAGAAGCUGCUGCAAUACCUGCACUCGCUGAAGCAGCCCGAUGGCUCCUUCCUCAUGCACGUCGGGGGCGAGGUGGAUGUCAGGAGCGCCUAUUGUGCUGCAUCCGUGGCCUCCCUGACCAACAUCCUGACCCCCGCGCUCUUCGCCGGGACAGCCGAGUGGAUAGCGAGGUGCCAGAACUGGGAGGGCGGCAUCGGCGGUGUGCCAGGGAUGGAGGCUCACGGGGGUUACACCUUCUGUGGCGUGGCAGCGUUGGUCAUCCUCAAGCAGGAGCAUCUCCUGAACCUCCGGAGCUUGCUGCACUGGGUGACCAGCCGGCAGAUGCGCUUCGAGGGCGGCUUCCAAGGGCGCUGCAACAAGCUGGUGGAUGGAUGCUAUUCCUUCUGGCAAGCUGGGCUCCUGCCCCUGCUGCACCGAGCCCUCCACGCCAAGGGGGACCCAGCGCUGAGCAUGACCCACUGGAUGUUCGACCAGUCGGCGCUGCAGGAAUACAUCCUGCUGUGCUGCCAGUGCCCGGCCGGGGGGCUGCUGGACAAGCCUGGCAAAUCCCGGGAUUUCUACCACACGUGCUACUGCCUGAGCGGUCUGGCCAUAGCGCAGCACUUCGGCAGCGGCGACCUCCACCACGAAGUGGUGCUGGGUGCCCCCAAGAACCGCCUGCAGGCCACGCACCCCGUGUACAACAUCACCCCGGAGAAGGUGGUGCGAGCGGUGAUGCACUUCCUGCAGCAGCCCGUGCCCAGCCUGGAGCCAGCAGCCGAGUAGGGGGUGUCCCUGCUGCCCCCCCCUGCCCAGACUGUGCGGAGCAGCCCUGCCCCGGGUGUUUUGGUGCAGAGCGAGGUCCUCAGGGUGCUAGCAAUACCAAAAACCUGCUCCCGUGGCCACCAGCUCCUGCCGCCAUUCCCGGUGGUGAUCCCGGUGCCAUCCCGGUGGGAGCCGAGCUGGCCGAGGGGGACACGGGCCGUUGGCAGAGCUGUUGGGAAUCAAUAAAGCCCCAAGUAAGAGCUGC